ACAUUUUUCCAUUGCUACUUUUCUUGACAAGUCUCCAUUUUACAUUCUCAGAAACAGCUCUUACUCUGUAAAAUGGAGAAUUAUGCAUCAAUAUUUCCAUCAUCCUCAUCGUCGACGUCUCAUCGUGAUGAGUACUUUUCAUUAAUGAAUAGCAAGAGUAGUAUUAGUGAUGAUGCUAAAGAGAAAUUAUUAUUCCAAGGGAAGAAUAAGGGGUUCUUGGAGCUAAUGGCAAGCAUGGAAACUCCAAGCGGUAUUAGUAAUAAGAAGAAGGAUGAGGUGAAAUCGUGUAAGAAGAUUAAGAAACCAAGAUAUGCUUUCCAAACAAGGAGCCAAGUCGAUAUUCUUGAUGAUGGUUAUAGAUGGAGGAAAUAUGGACAGAAGGCUGUGAAAAACAACAAAUUCCCAAGGAGCUACUACCGAUGCACGCAUCAAGGAUGUAACGUGAAGAAACAAGUACAAAGGUUGUCCAAGGAUGAACAAGUAGUAGUAACUACUUAUGAAGGCAUUCAUUCACAUCCCAUUGACAAGUCUACAGAUAACUUUGAGCAUAUUUUGAGUCAGAUGCAAAUCUACACUUCCUUCUAAAUAUUUAUUUACCUUUCAAUGCCUAAGGCAUAUAUCUCAUCUCAUUAUAUAUUAGUAGUUACCUGCAAAGUAAUACUGCAGUGUAUGUGUACAUGCGUUUUAAGCAUAGACGCAGGGAGUUUCAUUUUGUCAUUAUAUUGUAGGACUAAAAAUAAUCCUGCUAUCUUUUUUUAAAGCAAUUUGCAUCGAAUUCGGCUCAUUGAA
Solanum dulcamara is the source of this 789-nucleotide messenger RNA. RefSeq names its product probable WRKY transcription factor 75. The transcript is spliced from 2 exons. The coding region runs from base 73 to 585 and encodes 170 amino acids. Gene Ontology annotation, biological process: regulation of DNA-templated transcription. The record is from RefSeq and is a predicted model, not a curated record. Gene Ontology annotation, molecular function: sequence-specific DNA binding; DNA-binding transcription factor activity. Lineage: Eukaryota; Viridiplantae; Streptophyta; Magnoliopsida; Solanales; Solanaceae.